CUGGUGACGGCCAACGUCGGGUCCCUCUUCGACGACCCAGAAAACUUGCAGAAGAAUUGGCUUCAGGAAUUUUAUCAGGUUGUUCAUGCACACAAGCCCCACUUCAUGGCUUUACACUGUCAAGAAUUUGGAGGAAAAAACUAUGAGGCUUCCAUGUCUCACGUGGACAAGUUUGUUAAAGAGUUAUUAUCAAGUGAUGCGAUGAAAGACUACAACAGGGCUCGAGUUUACCUGGAUGAGAACUAUAAAUCACAGGAGCAUUUUACGGCUCUAGGAAGUUUUUACUUUCUUCAUGAAUCUUUGAAAAACAUCUACCAGUUUGAUUUUAAAGCUAAGAAGUAUAAGAAGGUUACUGGGAAAGAAAUCUACUCGGACACUUUAGAAAGCACACCCAUGCUGGAAAAGGAGAAGUUUCCACAGGAUUAUUUCCCUGAGUGCAAGUGGUCCAGAAAAGGUUUCAUUCGAACAAGGUGGUGUAUUACUGAUUGUGCCUUUGACUUGGUAAACAUUCAUCUUUUCCAUGAUGCUUCCAAUUUAAUUGCUUGGGAAACAAGCCCAUCGGUUUACUCAGGAAUACGGCAUAAGGCUCUUGGCUAUGUGCUUGAUAGAAUUAUAGAUCAGCGGUUUGAGAAAGUUUCUUAUUUCGUCUUUGGAGAUUUCAACUUUAGACUGGAUGCCAAAGCAGUAGUAGAGACGCUAUGUGCGAAGGCUACAAUGCAGACUGUCCGGGCAGCUGACACAAAUGAAGUAGUCAAGCUAAUAUUUCGUGAAUCCGAUAAUGACCGAAAGGUUAUGCUACAAUUAGAAAAGAAGCUGUUUGACUAUUUUAAUCAAGAUGUUUUUAGAGAUAACAAUGGCACCGCGCUUUUAGAAUUCGACAGAGAGCUGUCAGUCUUUAAGGACAGAUUGUAUGAACUGGACAUCUCAUUUCCUCCCAGUUACCCAUACAGCGAGGACUCCACCCAGGGAAAGCAGUACAUGAAUACACGAUGUCCAGCCUGGUGUGACAGGAUCCUGAUGUCCCACUCAGCCAAGGAGCUCAUUCUGAAAUCAGAAAAUGAUGAGAAGAUUGUAAUAUAUGACCACAUUGGGCCAAACGUCUGCAUGGGGGAUCACAAGCCUGUGUUCCUGUCCUUUCGAAUAGCUGCUGGGGCAGGUAAACCUAUUGCAAAUGUGCACAAGUGUUGUGUCGUGCAGUGAUGUGGUGGAAAAAGAUGCCUUCGGAACGAGAAGAUUUUCCAUGAAACAACACUGUAGCGAGGAGGGGAGGAAUGGCAGCAUCCAGAAAUACAUACCCG
Molecule: messenger RNA, 1298 nt
Organism: Lagopus leucura (white-tailed ptarmigan)
Lineage: Eukaryota; Metazoa; Chordata; Aves; Galliformes; Phasianidae
Gene: INPP5A
Product: inositol polyphosphate-5-phosphatase A
Exons: 16
Biological process (GO): phosphatidylinositol dephosphorylation
Molecular function (GO): inositol-polyphosphate 5-phosphatase activity
Source: RefSeq, a predicted model, not a curated record